CCUUCUAUGUUCUCUUUCAUCCCCCUUAUAAAAUUAAAACGUUUGUAGGAUUGACAUUUUUAACCUAUCGAAAUCAACGCUCGAUAACUUCGAUCGAUCGAUAAUUACUUUAUUGUUUUUUCGAGAUAUCUCGAAAGAUUUGGAUACUAUUAUUUAGCCAAGUUCGUUACUCUUUUAAGAUUUUAUAUGACAAUGUCGGCUUAAUCGUAUUGCUCGCUUUUCUUUUCCGUAAAUACUGGUUUCGUUCGAAAGGUGACAAAUUAACGAUAACGAAGGAAAUCGUCGUAUUAAUUUCUUCGAAAAGUUCGAACACGUGCAUACGCGAGCAUUCACACGUAGAUUUGAUCACGGUGGAACGUCCGAAUGACUUGGUUCGCGUCAUCUCUUCAAGAUUUCUCGUAAGCGCGUUUCUUCGAUUUAGGUAAAACCCGAAAAAACGGUCUGACGUUAUUUGCGAUAACGUUCCGCAUUUAUUAAAGUUGAUGAAUUUCAGUUUUAUGUUUAGUUUCCACUCGCUUGUGCUUUAUUGCUCUUUCGUCGUAACAAAGAACAAAUCGUGCCUUGGAGGAAUUCACGAGACGAUUUAUACGACUUUUUUUCCCUCUUUAUUACAUUUUCUAAGAGACGUUUAAGAUGCCGAAUUUAUUUCUAACGAAUUCGUAAUAAGCGUUUCUAUGAUUCUCCUUACGACAAUUGUGACCGAUUAUUUCAAUCAAUUAUCGUUUUCAUGUAAUGCAUCGGAACCAAUCAGAGCUUUUGAAUACUUUUUUGUAUUUGUUAAACGACGUCGAUAUGUGUAAUCUUCGAUCAAGACCGUUAUCGAAUUAAAUCGAAAGAUCGAUAUCGUUCAACGUCUACGAGACAAAUUUUGAUAAUAUGGCGCGCGUUUUGCACAUUGCGUUAUGCACAUUUAAAAAUAUACGUAUUUUAUAUAUUUAAAAAUCUCGAACCGUACGUUGGAUCCUGUGAAUUUACGUUGUACCUUUGUACGAGAGAAAUUAAUCGCGUUUAUUUUCAUACUUUCAAGUUCGUAAUUUUUCUGCCAAAUAUGUCGACGUAAUUCGCGACUCUGUCUGGUUUUUCGAACUUGGUGAGGUUAACUUAUCUAAAACAAUUAAGACAUCUUGAUGAUAAAUCAAAUUGAUGCGAUAAAAGGUCAGAUAAAAGUAGUCGCACGUACCAUCCGUCGUUACGUUUGUUUUAAGAUGGAAUAUUAUGCAAUUUACUUUAUAUAUAUAUGUAUAUAACAGUCAAUUAUUAUACCAUAAUAACUAUUAUCUAUCGAGAUAACAGUCGUUAUUCGUAAAAUAAUUAGUUCGACAACACGAAGCGAGUUUCUUCGGUUGAAAUCGCAUAUUAUUUAGAUAUCAUAAAGUGAAUAUUCGUAAAAAAAAAAGACAAAAGAAAAAGAGGAAAAGAAAUACUUUUCGACAAGUUAAUCGAUUAAUUAUCCGCGUCAGAUUUUACACACGUCAUAGAUGAGUCAAGACUAUUAGGAAGAAAGACCAGCGAAAUGCAUCGACACGUGGGAAUAUUAACAAUCCUGACGACCUUUGCCUGUGCUGAGAAUAUUCUAAUGACCGAGGUCUUUGUCAUACCUAUCAGACCGGAAACUUUCGAUUGGAGUCCAGAUGAAGGAAAAUACGAUCAGUUUACGUACCAACCGUCCUUGCUCAACGCUCCCGAUCUUCCUUCAUGGAUUCACUAUGUUCAUAGUAAAAGAGAUCACGGUGGAUUUCUUUAUGGUGUCGCACCCAAAAAUCAAAAAUAUUUUCAAUUGGAGAUUGUUGGUCUGAACAAGCACACGUACGAGACGAAAUAUAAAGUACUCGACAUCAACGUUCUUGAGAAACAGAAUUUAACGAGAUAUGAGGUCAACUUAAAAAUCGAUAAUCUCAAUGUGGAAGAUACGUUUGGUCGUAAUCGAACCGAAAAACUUCUUGAUGUUUUCAGAAACAAACUUUGGACGACUGCCACGGAUUUGUAUGUCACUUUUCUGGCUUCAGCGGUCGAACUCGGUGCACGUUUACCCCUUAAACCCGGAGAAAGCGAGGGAGUCGUCAUGAGACUGGGCAGUUCGGUACCAUUUUCACAAGAAUUGAUUGAACUUCAAAAGGAAGUAAAACCGCUUUGGAAGUUACUACCAUCCUGUCCAAGAGAUUUGAAAAGAACGAGCGUGGAGAGACUGUUCAGAGAAGCCGGUUUCUUAUUGGAUUGGUGUUCCUUCAAACUGAUCACAAGCGACGAGCAACCAGGAAGUUCGAGACAUGGACCGAGUAUGAACAUCGUUGGUUUACCGUCUUCUGGAAUCUCUGAACAUAGCGAAUGGCAAUGGGCGAGAUCAACGAAAGCUGACAUUCCAACGAGAAGUUAUUUCAAAGAAAUCGUUACAACGAUCUUCGUACCAACGAUAUUACUUCUUCUUUUGGCCACUUCUCUGAGUACAGCACUUUGUCUUCAUCGUGACAAAAUCAAAAAAACAGAAUCUUCGUCGGUAGAAACAAUGAGCAAGAAUGGAGUGCAAAUGGUACAAUAUGUAGCUCCUGAGAGAGGUACUUUGAGAUCUUUAUCUGUACCACCUUCUAGUCCUAAUGACUCUUUAACACGUACACCGAGAAUUUCUAAUGAACGUUGUAAUCCAUAUAUUCGACCUAAUCCACCACCUUAUACUGGACCAAGCAAUUUUGUAGGUAUGAGGACAGAUUUCUGACUAUACGAGGAGCCAGGAAAAACGUGGUUUUGCUAAGCACAUACGAUAAAAAUACAUUUGCGCUUUGGACAGAGAAAUUGCAAAAUCAUCGAAACUGGCUCCAUAAAUUAUAAUUAGUGCUUAAAUCAACGAUAGAGUAGUUAACUUAAUUAAGUGUGCUCUACAUAUUUCAUUUAAAGGAGCCUUAGACUAUAUAACAUAAAAUGAUAAUCUUUUAAUAAUAACAAAUAAAGUUAUAAUAAAAUUGUUUAAAUCUC
Vespula vulgaris is the source of this 2967-nucleotide messenger RNA. It is a transcript of the gene Scgalpha, whose product is annotated as epsilon-sarcoglycan. The transcript is spliced from 10 exons. The record is from RefSeq and is a predicted model, not a curated record. Gene Ontology annotation, cellular component: sarcoglycan complex. Lineage: Eukaryota; Metazoa; Arthropoda; Insecta; Hymenoptera; Vespidae. Bases 1514 to 2710 code for a protein of 398 amino acids.